UCUGCAGAUUUGUUGAAGAGCUAUUUGGUAGAUUUAACCGGCAAGGUCCUUUUCACUAUAGGUAAAGGCAGAGGAAAAGGAAAGAAGCAAUCUGUUGUUGCUAAGCUGGAAGAACCUGGAAUUGAAGAGGACAAAGUUUCUGCAUACAGGCGAAGUGGAAGACAACAAAAGUCACAAAAGGAUGAAAUUGUGGAAGUAGAAAAGGCAUCAGGAAAUACAAAAGAGGUGGAGACUAUGGAAGUUAAUAAUUUCAGCACCGAGGAUAAGAGAAAAAGGAAAAGAUCUGCACUAGUUAAAGAAAAGAUAGAUGAAGUGAAAGAGGAGAAUGCCAUCAGAACUGAUGAUUCAACAAAGCCUGCCGGAUUCCGACAAAAUGGAAGCAGGCGGAAAAACAAGCCUCGCCGUGCCGCUGAAGCUGGUGUAGAUUGCAACUUGCAGAGUGAGAUUUUUGUCUGAUUGUCAUGAUAACCUUAACUUAUGAGCUUUCUAUGAAGAAAUGGAAAUUUUUUAUCACGUGACAAGAUUUCCCAUCCUAUGUAAGGCUUGGAAUAAUUGUUUAUCAUUAGUCAUAUUCACUUCUC
Prosopis cineraria is the source of this 581-nucleotide messenger RNA. RefSeq lists its product as uncharacterized. The record is from RefSeq and is a predicted model, not a curated record. NCBI's taxonomy places the organism in Eukaryota, Viridiplantae, Streptophyta, Magnoliopsida, Fabales, Fabaceae. The transcript has a single exon. The annotation marks the transcript as partial.